This is a messenger RNA of Fusarium coffeatum, 597 nucleotides long. RefSeq lists its product as uncharacterized. The record is from RefSeq and is a predicted model, not a curated record. NCBI's taxonomy places the organism in Eukaryota, Fungi, Ascomycota, Sordariomycetes, Hypocreales, Nectriaceae. Bases 1 to 597 code for a protein of 198 amino acids. The transcript has 3 exons.
AUGACGCGAGUCUCAGUCUACACAUCAGCCCUGGCGGCUUUUGUAGCUGCGACGGUUAUGAUCGUGAUUCCGAUAUGGCUACCAAACUGGGUGACUUACUCUGUUACUUCGGCCACCGGCGAAACUAUCGAAAGGCAUAUCGGUCUACAUAAGAGCUGUUCCACGUUGGAUAAUCCACACUGUCGAGACUUUCCUCCUAGGGAUCUAUGUGAAGGAGGAGAACGAUAUUUCUGCUCCAUGUGGAGGACUGUUGGUUUCCUGGCUUCGUUCACGACUCUGUUGUGUUUGGGAGGCCUGGUGACUUUUGUUGUCAUUAUGAGUGGGGGCAAAUACAAGCGUGAGACAGGAUGGCCAUUUGCCGCCGCCAUGUUGACGCUGGUCUCUGUGAUCGAGUUUGUUGCCAUCUCUAUUGUGGCUUAUCUCUACGAUCACGACGACCAGUUUACUAUUCCUGGAUGGCAUCUGGAUACGUCUUUCUACCUCAGCACCGUUGGAGCCGCCAUCUGUCUGCUAUCUGCUAUUGGUAUUGCCUUCUCCGCAUACCUUCUUCCUCCAGAGGAAGGAUACGAUUUCCUCUCGGAUCCUCUUGAUGCUUAG